CACCGACCUCUUUUCGACAGAAUGUGCCCUCAGUGAAGGUGUGAUGGCGACCUACGCGUUAAUGCGAAGCAGCCUGGGACUGCUACAUGGUCUGAAAUGUUCUUUUAAAAGUGUAGGUCAGAUUCCGCACGGCGCUGCCGCCGGGGCAGUUACACAGGCGAAAGGUUUUCAAAAUGCAAGAUGCUAUUCGGUCAAGCAUCUGUCUGUGCAGGAGAGGAUCGAGAAGAAACGAAAGGCAGCGCUUAUAGGAGGAGGACAGCUGAGGAUAGCUGCACAGCACAAAAGGGGUAAGCUGACAGCGCGCGAGAGACUGGAGCUCCUGCUGGACCCGGACUCGUUUGUGGAGUAUGACAUGUUUGUGGAGCAUCGCUGCUCUGACUUUGGCAUGGAGGCAGAUCAUAAUAAGUACCCAGGAGACAGCGUGGUGACCGGACAGGGAAGGAUCAAUGGCAGACUGGUGUAUGUUUUCAGCCAGGACUUCACGGUGUUUGGAGGCAGUUUAUCAGGAGCUCACGCUCAGAAGAUCUGCAAGAUCAUGGACCAGGCAAUGAUGAUGGGAGCUCCAGUAAUCGGGCUCAAUGACUCCGGCGGAGCCCGCAUUCAGGAAGGCGUCGAGUCCCUCGCAGGAUAUGCCGACAUUUUCUUGCGGAACGUGAUGGCCUCAGGUGUAGUUCCUCAGAUCUCUCUCAUCAUGGGCCCGUGUGCAGGUGGUGCUGUGUACUCGCCUGCUCUCACAGACUUCACUUUCAUGGUCAAGGACACCUCCUAUCUUUUUAUCACAGGCCCCGAUGUGGUAAAGUCUGUAACGAAUGAGGACGUUACCCAGGAGGAGCUGGGUGGAGCGAAAACCCACACCACAGUGUCAGGUGUUGCUCAUCGGGCUUUUGAGAAUGACGUUGAUGCCCUUCUGAACUUGCGAGACUUUUUCAACUUUCUCCCACUGAGCAACAAAGACCCAUCUCCGGUCACCGAGUGCCAUGAUCCUCAUGACCGGCCGGUUCCUGGUUUGGACACUGUCGUUCCUUUUGAAAGCACUAAAGCCUAUGACAUGCUGGACAUUGUUCACAGUAUAGUAGAUGAGAGAGAAUUCUUUGAGAUUAUGCCCAACUACGCCAAAAAUAUUGUGGUGGGAUUUGCCAGGAUGAAUGGACGGACUGUAGGCAUAGUGGGAAACCAGCCUAAAGUGGCAUCUGGCUGUUUGGACAUAAAUUCAUCUGUUAAAGGGGCUCGCUUUGUUCGUUUCUGUGACGCCUUCAACAUUCCCAUCAUCACAUUUGUGGACGUGCCUGGAUUCCUGCCAGGCACAGCUCAGGAGUACGGAGGCAUCAUCAGACACGGAGCCAAACUGCUCUAUGCUUUUGCAGAGGCCACCGUUCCGAAAAUCACUGUCAUCACCCGGAAGGCUUAUGGAGGUGCUUAUGAUGUGAUGAGUUCCAAACAUCUGAGAGGAGACGUCAACUACGCCUGGCCAUCUGCUGAGGUCGCUGUGAUGGGUGCAAAGGGUGCUGUACAAAUCAUCUUCAGAGGAAAGGAGAAUCAAGCCGAGGCUGAAGCUGAAUAUGUGGAGAAGUUUGCCAAUCCCUUCCCCGCUGCUGUCCGAGGCUUUGUGGAUGACAUCAUUCAGCCCUCGACCACACGCAUGAGGAUCUGUAGAGACCUGGAGGUGCUCGCCAGCAAGAAGCAGACCAACCCCUGGAAAAAACACGCAAACAUUCCCUUGUAAAUCUCUUCUCAACACUCAUUUUCUAGCGUUUUACAGCGGUAUCCGUGGUUAGAUUGAAGACAACAAUAUCAUGUUUUUCCACAUGGUUCAUUGUGCCUUAUCUUCUCUCAUAUGCAUUAUCCUAUUAUUUAAGCAUUCUCAAAUCAAUAAACACUCCCACGAUUCAUGA
Messenger RNA from Carassius gibelio (silver crucian carp), 1892 nucleotides. RefSeq names its product propionyl-CoA carboxylase beta chain, mitochondrial. NCBI's taxonomy places the organism in Eukaryota, Metazoa, Chordata, Actinopteri, Cypriniformes, Cyprinidae. The record is from RefSeq and is a predicted model, not a curated record. Gene Ontology annotation, cellular component: mitochondrion. Gene Ontology annotation, molecular function: propionyl-CoA carboxylase activity. The transcript is spliced from 15 exons. Bases 44 to 1723 code for a protein of 559 amino acids.